CCCCUCCCCAACUUCUUCUCCUUCUUCCUGCAGCUUACGGAAGGGGAGCGAGUGCCUCGAACGCCGAGGACCGUGCGCGGUGACGUCACGGAUCGAGGCGCGCCGCUCCGGAGCCGCGGGGGGGGUGUGGUCUACGGGUGGCUAUAAAAGGGCGGCGGUGCGCGCGCGACCGGCUCAGUGCGGCCGGGCACUCGGGGCGGGCGGAGUUCUAGGCGCGCUGUGCGGCGGCUGGCGGAGGAAGCGGGGAGUGGAGCGGGGCCGCCGGGGCCUCUCCAGGGCCGCAGCGGCAGCAGUUGGGCCCCCCGCCCCAGCCGGCGGCCCGGAGAGCGCAGGAAGGGGGCCGGGGGGACCCGCCCCCGGCCGGCCACAGUCAUGAACUCCAAUGUGGAGAACCUGCCCCCCCAUAUCAUUCGCCUGGUGUAUAAGGAGGUGACAACGCUGACCGCUGACCCGCCUGAUGGCAUCAAGGUCUUUCCCAAUGAGGAAGACCUCACUGACCUGCAGGUCACCAUCGAGGGCCCUGAGGGGACCCCUUAUGCUGGAGGCCUGUUCCGUAUGAAACUCCUGCUGGGGAAGGACUUUCCUGCCUCCCCACCCAAGGGCUACUUCCUGACCAAGAUUUUCCACCCCAACGUGGGUGCCAACGGUGAGAUCUGUGUCAACGUGCUCAAGAGGGACUGGACGGCUGAGCUGGGCAUCCGACAUGUGCUGCUGACCAUCAAGUGCCUGCUGAUCCACCCGAACCCUGAGUCGGCCCUCAACGAGGAGGCAGGCCGCCUGCUCUUAGAGAACUACGAGGAGUACGCGGCCCGUGCCCGCCUGCUCACCGAGAUCCACGGGGGCGCAGGUGGGCCCAGCGGCGGGAGCGCCGAGGCCAGCAGGGCCGUGGCCAGUGGGGGUGCGGCCCCCUCCACUGACCCCAUGGGCCCGGGAGGGGCCGACGGUCCCAUGGCCAAGAAGCACGCGGGUGAACGGGAUAAGAAGCUGGCGGCCAAGAAAAAGACGGACAAGAAGCGGGCACUGCGGCGACUGUAGUGGGUUUUUCUCCCAGCUCUACCCCCUCCCCCUGACCCCGACCCCCAACCCCCAACGCUGUCUCUAAGUUAUUUAAAUUAUGGCUGGGGUGGGGGAGGGUGCGAGGGCACUGGGACCUGGAUUUGUUUUUCUAAAUAAAGAUGGAAAAGCAGCUGCUCUGCCU
Messenger RNA from Odobenus rosmarus divergens (Pacific walrus), 1198 nucleotides. RefSeq names its product ubiquitin-conjugating enzyme E2S (gene UBE2S). The transcript has 4 exons. The record is from RefSeq and is a predicted model, not a curated record. Lineage: Eukaryota; Metazoa; Chordata; Mammalia; Carnivora; Odobenidae. The coding region runs from base 373 to 1035 and encodes 220 amino acids.